UAUGCAGGUGUGCGGGUGCUGGCGAGGCCGCCCACGACCCCGCCGUACCUCCUGAUCCUGUUCUACCUGGCGAAUGCGACGACGGCGCUGGCUGCGCUGGUCAUCGGCCUGCUGGAUGGGGGCGAUGGCACCGCGGCGGUUGCGCUGUACGUGCUCCGUGCGGCGUGGCCGACGAGCCUUGCGUGGGCGGCGGGGACGUGUCCGCUCGAGCCGCGUCUGCCCGCGCAGGACGCGGCGUCGGGCACGGAGGCGCCCUCGAGCGCGCGCACGAUGCCGGAGGACAGCGCGUCGCUCUGGUCGUGGUCGACGUUCUCGUUCGUCGAGCGGCUCUUCGGGGUCGCGCAGCGCCGGACGCUCGACGCGGCGGACGUGUGGCGCCUCUCGCCGUACUUCACGCACAAGAACCUGUUCCGGAAGUACCUCGGGUACCGUGCGGCGCACCCGACGCGCUCGCUGCUGCGCUUCCUGCUCGCGUCCAACUCGCGCGAUUUGAUACUCGACAUCGUCCUCCAGCUCUGGAGCGCGGUCUUCGGCUUCGUCCCGCCGUACGCGCUGCAGCAGAUCCUGUCUGCGCUCGCGGACCCCACGCCAGAGUCCAAGCGCAGCGCGUACGUCUUUGCGCUGCUCGCGUUCGUCGCGAACCUGUCGUUUGCGCAGAUGGACCUCUACCGGAUGUGGUACACCCGCCGGUGCUACGAGCGCACGCGGGGGCAGCUGUUCUGCGCGCUGCACUACAAGGCGUUGGCGCGACGCGAUGUCAGCGGCAAGGCGACUGGCGACGGGGCCGAGAAUGACAGCGCGGACCUGGGCAAGAUCGUCAAUCUCAUGCAGGGCGAUGCGUACGCCGUCGCUCACCGGUUCUGGGAGUUCGCGGGUAUCUUUACGGCACCUAUCCGCCUCACGAUCGCCUUGGUAUUCCUGUACCGAAUCUUGGGUUGGAGCUCGCUCGCGGCGGUGGGCGUUGUAGUCGUGGCCUACUUACUGAACUAUCCUCUGGCAAAAUACAACAUCUACGUUACCCGGAAUGCUUGGAAUGCCAGGGAUCGCCGGAUGAAUCUCGUGAACGAGCUCUUCCAAAAUAUUCGCUUCCUCAAGUUCUACGGCUGGGAAUCCCGCUGGUCCGACCGAGUGCAUGACUCCCGGGAAACCGAAUUGAAGUGGCGGGUGAAGGACAACAUUGUGUCCGUGUUGAUCACCUUCAUCUGGACAUGGAUACCAUCGGCGACGGCGGUGUCUUCGUUCCUGUGCUACACCCUCGUUGCGGGCGAGCGGCUGACCGUCGCGAAGGCGUUCACGUCGAUCGCACUCUUUUCCUAUCUGCAGGAGCCAAUGACCCAGCUGCCCGGGCAGUUCUUCGCCUUGCUGCGCGCGUACGUCAGCAUGCAGCGCAUAGAGGCGUUCCUGGCUGAAGAGGAGGUGCCCGAUUGGGCUUCGUCUAUCAAGAUGUCGCCUGCGAUGCGGACAUCGGCGGCUGCGGAAGUCGGCUUUGAGGACGCGGCGUUUGAGUGGGAUGUGGCGCCGAAGGACGUGCCAUCGCGUUUCCAGCUCGGGCCUCUCAGUGUGAAGUUUCCGGCGGGUAGGCUGACGCUGGUGAGCGGCGCGACUGGGUCGGGCAAGAGCGCGUUGCUCUCUGCACUGCUCGGUGAAAUGCAUUGUAUCUCGGGCGCGGUGGUUCUCAACAAGGCGGGGCAUCAGGUGGCCUACUGCGCGCAGAAUCCAUGGCUCGAGCACGCCACCAUUCGCGACAAUAUCAUCUUCGGCUCCGCCUACGGAUAUGACGAGAGACGAUACCAGGCAGCCAUCGAGGCGUGCGCGCUGACACGAGACCUGGAGAUCUUCGAGGCAGGGGAUAUGACAGAAAUUGGUGAGAAGGGAAUAACGUUGUCCGGUGGUCAGCGGGCCCGAAUUGCCCUGGCGCGUGCCUUGUACUCUCAGGCGACAUGUAUCUUGCUUGAUGAUCCGCUUGCGGCGGUCGAUAUGCACACGGCCCAGCACCUCGUGAAGAAAGCGCUAUCAGGAGAUUUGGCUCGCGGUAGGACCAUCAUCCUCAUCACGCACCACAUCACGCUGUGUCUUCCUAUCGCGGCCUACCUCGUCGAGCUUGCGAGCGGGGAGGUCAUCCGACAAGGUUCGACGCAGGAGCUGCGAGAGAAAGGCCAGCUGCAGAACCUUGUCGACGCGGAGGACGUCCCGCCUGCUGAAUCGGAGUCUCAGUCAUCGUCUUCUACUUCCAUCGUGCAGAACGAGGCUGAUGGUGCGGAUGCGGCGGGAAAUGCAGAGAGAGAGACUAAACCAAAAGGCAAGCUGAUUGAGGCAGAAGCCCGUGCUGAAGGACGCGUCUCAACGCGCACAUAUUGGACCUACAUCCGCGCGGCUGGGCUAUCCUCGUGGUUCUUGACUGUUGUACUCAUGAUCCUGAUCCGUUUGAUCACGAUUGGGAAUCAGUUCUUCAUAGCCAGAUGGGGCGAAGCAUAUGAGAAUACUGACUCUUCAAUAACAAAAGACCUAGCUCCGACUUGGGAACAGCUCCCGCCUCCAGAAGUCGAUGUCAGACCUUGGCUCCUGAUAUUCCUGUGCAUCUCCCUGUCUGGCGCGGUGACUGUCAUCCUUUACAUCUCGCUUGGCUACUACGCCAGUCUGCAGGCCUCUAGGUCGCUCUUCACAUCCAUGCUCCGCAGGCUGACUGGCGCCCCCUCCCGCUUCUUCGACGUCACUCCGAUCGGACGGAUACUCAACCGGUUCACGUCCGACAUCGACACGGUCGACUAUGCGCUACAAAAUUCUGCCAGGGCCGCCCUCUCAGGCUGUUUCAGCUUCCUUGCAUCUCUGUUUGUCGUCGUGUGGGUAGUGCCCUUGUUUGCACCAUUCGCACUCAUAAUAGCGUGGCUCUACAUCCGCCUCGCACCAUCGUACGUACGGGCCUCUCGUGACCUGCGGCGCUUGGAAUCCAUCUCGUUGUCCCCGGCGUUUGCUGGAUUUGACGAGCUAUUGAGAGGUCUACCCCACGUGCGGGCGUUCGGCAUGGAAGAGAGAUACCAAGAUAGGUUUUACAAGCGAGUCGAUACAUUCCAGUCAUUCGAUCACGUCUACUGGCUAGUCUCCGGGUGGCUCCAGUGGAGAUAUGAUUGUCUUGGGUCUGUUGUGGUCUUCUUGACUACAGUCUUCGCGCUGGCAACUUCCGUGAGCUCCGGCUUUGCUGCUCUGGUCAUUGUCCAGGCUGGCGUCUUUGCUGAAGCGUCACGAGUCCUUGUGAAAGUUCUUGCCCAACUAGAGCUCGACUUCAACUCCGUAGAACGCAUCGUGGAGUAUCUUGGCGUGCCGCAAGAAGCACCUGCAGUUAUUCCCGAUAGCAGACCGCCAGCAUACUGGCCAUCAAGCAGUGGCGAACUCAUUGUGCAGGAUUUGGUCGUUCGGUAUGCGUCGGAGCUGCCUGCCGUUCUGCAUAAGCUUUCUUUUACCGUGAAGCCAUCCGAGAAAAUUGGAGUCGUAGGGAGAACGGGUUCAGGCAAAUCGACAUUGGCAUUAUCUAUGCUGCGUAUUGUGGAACCAAGCGAAGGAAAAAUUAUCAUUGAUCAUGUAGAUAUCAGCAAGAUUGGGUUAGACGAUUUACGGACUCGCAUUACUAUAAUAAGUCAAGAUGUCUCGCUGUUUUCCGGCACCAUCCGAAGCAAUCUCGACCCGUUCGGAGAACACUCGGAUGAGGAAUGCAUGGAAGUGCUAGACCGCUGCCACCUCACAUCAAUAUUUUCCCGUACUAUUGGGAAGGCGGAGGGUGCAGCAAUCACCCUCGACAUGCCAAUCAGUCAGACUGGCUCUCUGAGCGCAGGAGAGCGGCAGCUCGUCUCGAUGGCUCGGGCUCUUCUUCGGAGAAGCAACGUGGUCAUCAUGGACGAAGCGACAUCGCAGAUUGACUCGAAUCUAGAUGAUCAGAUUCAACGGACCAUUCGUGAAGAAUUCUCUGGUGCGAUAGUGAUCACCAUCGCACACCGCUUGAAGACAGUGCUAGAUUAUGAUCGGAUCCUUGUCCUUGGCGGCGGAGACAUCCUCGAGUUUGACACUCCACGGGCCCUCAUUACCGAGCCAGGUGGUGUUUUCAGAGAGAUGUGCCGAGCAAGUGCGGAUUGGCAAGAAAUUCAAGCUGCUGCGGAGCAACGCUAA
This is a messenger RNA of Postia placenta MAD-698-R-SB12, 4158 nucleotides long. RefSeq lists its product as hypothetical. Gene Ontology annotation, cellular component: membrane; fungal-type vacuole. The coding region runs from base 271 to 4158 and encodes 1295 amino acids. NCBI's taxonomy places the organism in Eukaryota, Fungi, Basidiomycota, Agaricomycetes, Polyporales, Adustoporiaceae. Gene Ontology annotation, molecular function: ABC-type peptide transporter activity; ATP hydrolysis activity; ATP binding. Gene Ontology annotation, biological process: transmembrane transport. The record is from RefSeq and is a predicted model, not a curated record. The transcript is spliced from 24 exons.